CCAGAUCCCCACACAAGCCUUGUUGUUUAACACACGGCCCUCAAAUGGUGGAGAUGCUUUCCUGAGCAAAUCAAGGCAUGACGUGCUCCCUGCUCCCGUGAGCGGAGCCCUGAUUGCAGAUGGGAUGCAAUGGGGGAGGUGGGGUGAGCAAAGACAAAGGUUACAGUGAGCAGCUGGCACAGAGUGACAGGAGAAUGAAUUUCUGCCCCGUUUGGCGGCUGUUGCAUCCGUGGUUUCUCCUAGGUGGGAGUGGUCCAGCAUGUGCUCCAGGCUGUCACCCUGGAAAGUAAUGAGUUGCCUUCUUCAUUCCUGCAGGUGAGAUGGUUACAGGCCCAGCUGCCAGGAACCGUGGCCAGGUUUUGUGACCGGGAUGGAGGGUGUGUCAAGGAGGCCAUGCACAAAGCUGGAGACAUCAUCUACCUCCUCAAGAGGGAGGGGCUUGGCUCCAUCUCCCAGGACAUUGCAGUCAGCCUUCGGCCCUUCAUUGAUGACGAGAGGGGCAGUGUGCGCUCAGCUGCCAUUUCACUGCUUGGCAACGUGGUGAGCAGGGUGCAGGACCCGGACAAACCCCUCGUGCAGCAGGAAAUCAUCCACUGCUUGCUCCCGCUGCUGCUGCAUCUUGCAGACCAGGAGGAGAGUGUGACACUGCGAUGUAAACUGACGCUCUUCCGCUGCGCAGUGUUUCUCGGCUGGGCUCAUUUGAAGAGGCUGUUCCGCAGCAUGGCCUGGGAUGGCUCCUCACAGCUCUUGAAGUGUGUCGGGAAGUGCUUGAUGCAGAACAACAAGAGCCACAUCCCCAAAUUCCUGUUCCAGGCCCUAGAGUACCUGGAAAGCUCCCAGACAACAAUACGACACUCUGCAGCCUUGUUCAUUGGAAAUACUAUCCGCCAUUACUACAAUUUGUUGUCUGAAACAGUGAAUGAAGAUGGCAUCUCCCGCCUGUAUGAAGCUUUUCAGGAAGUACCUUUGAAAUCUGACAGGACCACGUGGGACAUCCUCAACAGACAUUAUAAAUGGUUGCAGAAGCUUGUAAAUCUCGUGUCGGGUUCUGCGUUUGACUAGGGAACCGGGACCGACACAGAAGAGCUCUUUGUCCUGCUAUGACAUCUAGAGGCCAACAGGAGCCAACUGAGCCCACCACUGAUCCCAUCUCUUGUGAGAUGGCAAAGCAGCUGUUGCAUGGGAAGGAGGAGACAGAAGAGGCCGAGCAGCGUGUGCCGGGGUGUACCAGCCCCACAUAACCCCACAGUCUAGGCGGAGGAAGCCAAGCCCCUCCCCAGCCCUGCUCGACAGACUACAACUGGAGCACCAGUGUGAAAGGGAGCAGCUCAGCUCACGCCAGGCAGAGCGCCGACAAUGGACGAUGCACAUUGUAGGCUCCAGUCCAGAAGCAGCUGAAGCCCCUGCCUGCAGAGCCCCGAGGCGCCGAGACCCAGCCGCACCCCCGGGGGCCUGCAGACGUGCAAGAGAGAUCGGAGUGUCUGGGAGUUUCCCACGCUGGGAGCCCAGAGACCCCCAGCCCGUGGCCUAGAGACUUCUCCGCUGAAGUAACCUGGGUGAACGAGCCAUUGUCAUGCUGAGUGACGUCAGCAUGUUCUGGCUGGAUCCCCACUGACUCAACGGCAAACACAUUGGCCACGGACAAGGCCCUGGGCUAGAGCAAGGGGGAGUAAGGAGAGUCUGGGUCCCCCUGCCCUGGCUGCCAUCCAUCCUCGGGUGGCUGCCCACGUCCCCAUUGCGCCACUAGACCGCAGGCCCCAAGAGGAGGGGCAACCAUCUUGUCUCUGAACUCUCAGCCAAACAGCCCUGCACUGAAGGGCAGCCGCACGGACCCUGGUUGUUGGGCCACACAGCCCGGACGGAGAGGGCAGCUGCACGGACUCUGGUCGUUGGGCCACACAGCCCCGACGGAGAGGGCGGCCGCACGGACUCUGGCCGUUGGGCCACACAGCCCUGGACAGAGAGGGCGGCCGCACGGACUCUGGUCGCUGGGCCACACAGCCCCGGACGGAGAGGGCGGCCGCACGGACUCUGGCUGUUGGGCCACACAGCACCGGAUGGAGAGGGCGGCCGGACGGACUCUGGUCGCUGGGCCACACAGCCCCGACGGAGAGGACGGCCGCACGGACCCUGGUCGUUCUGCCACACAGCCCCGGA
This is a messenger RNA of Chelonia mydas (Green sea turtle), 2157 nucleotides long. Its product is annotated as maestro heat-like repeat family member 5. The record is from RefSeq and is a predicted model, not a curated record. NCBI's taxonomy places the organism in Eukaryota, Metazoa, Chordata, Testudines, Cheloniidae. Bases 394 to 1062 code for a protein of 222 amino acids. Gene Ontology annotation, cellular component: cytoplasm. The transcript is spliced from 7 exons.